AUGGGCAUUGAAGCUUUUGAAAUGAGUCUUGUAUUGGUGCUCUUGACGAUCCUUACAUUCUCAGCAACAUCUUCAGCCACUGAUCAUAUCUACAAUGUAGGAGACAAUGUCCCCCUGUUCGUCAACAAAAUUGGUCCUUUGAACAACCCCAGGAAGCAGUGGACUGAAGUGGAAGUUCGUGACCGAAAUUGUGAUUUUAAGGCUAAAAAUUCAUUAUACACAGCUUUAUCCAAGAAAGAAAGGGUGAGAAUCAGCCAUUGUGACACCACUAAACAAGCAUGGGAUCUUCUUCAGGUCACUUAUGAAGGAAAUAAAAAGGUUAGAGGUCAGAAGUUUCAGAGACUUAUCUUGGAGUUUGAGAACAUGCAAAUGGAGGAGGAUGAAUCAAUAGAUGACUUUCAUGCUCGUCUUAUGAACGUGACAAGGUGGCUUAAGGCAAAUUUGGAUGGAGCAUUUGAUAGCAGUACUAACACGGGAGGUAUCGGUGUUGUAGUACGUGAUUCUGAAGGGCUGAUUGUGGGUGGCUCUUGUUGUAAAGUUUCAUCAGUUAGUGCUCCUGUUGUUGUUGAGGCUCUUGCUGGGAGGGCUGCAUGUGCUUGGGCUGUGGAGUUCAACCAAGCACCUAUUAUUUUUGAAAGUGAUUGUCUUCAGUUGGUCAAUUCUUUGAAGUCUGAAGAAGAAGAUCAUUCCAUGAUUGGGAGGGUGGUUGAUGACAUUUUGGUCCACUUAGCUUCUAUUCCUAGUUCUUUCUUUCAACAUGUUUACAAAGAGUCCAAUUUGGAAGCACACAAGCUUGCAAAGCUUGCGUUGUAUUCUAAUGUGUUUGCUAAUUGGAAGGGUUCUAUACCUUCCACCAUUCGAAGCCUUGUAACUAUAUCUGCUACUGACCCUCUGAGUGGAAUCCAUGAGGCAGUGAUCCUGGCUAAAUGCCCUCUAAUUGAGAAGAGCACGCGACAUGAUGACAUGCAGAGAUGGGAAAUGGCUCCAUACAUCGAGGCAAUUGAUUCUCAGCUAUCAUCAUAUUUUAUUAUACGACGAUGCUGUGAUGUCCUACGUAUUCGGUGGGAGUCGACACGUAGUCACACAAAGGAACGUGCAUUGAUGAUGAUGGAAACAUUGGUUCAGGGUAUCAAGGAGCCCUCUCCAGGAGUGGCAGACAGGAUUCCUUUCUGCUAUGGGAUUUAUAUCCCUACAGUUUCAGCCUUGCGGAAGGAAUACGGUGAACUUUGUGUCCGCUGUGGUCUGAUAGGAGAGGCAGUCAAAAUUUUUGAGGACUUGGAAUUAUGGGAUAAUCUGAUAUUCUGCUAUAGAUUGAGUCAUGUGAGAUAUCAUAUUAAAAACAGCCUAUUGGAGAAAAAAGCAGCAGCUGUUGAACUGAUCAAGACACGGCUUUCUGAAACACCUAAUGACCCCAGGUUAUGGUGUUCAUUGGGUGACGUUACUAAUGAUGAUGCCUGCUUUAAAAAAGCCCUAGAAGUUUCAAACGAUAAGUCGGCUCGGGCUAAGCGGUCUCUUGCACGCAGUGCAUACAACAGGGGGGAAUAUAGAACAUCAAAACUUCUGUGGCAGUCUGCAAUGGCCUUGAAUUCUCUGUAUCCUGAUGGCUGGUUUGCCCUAGGGGCUGCUGCAUUAAAGGAUGGGGAUAUUGAGAAGGCACUAGAUGGCUUCACUCGGGCUGUUCAGCUUGAUCCUGAAAAUGGGGAGGCAUGGAAUAAUAUUGCUUGUUUGCAUAUGAUAAAAGGGAAGAGUAAAGAAGCUUUUAUGGCAUUUAGAGAAGCACUGAAGUUCAAACGAAACAACUACCAACUGUGGGAGAACUACAGCCAUGUUGCUUUAGAUGUUGGCAAUGUUGCUCAGGCUCUAGAAGCUACGCGGAAGGUGUUGGAUCUUACUAAUAAUAAGAGAAUUGAUGCUGAGUUGUUGGAAAGAAUUAUGACAGAGGUGGAAAGCAUGGCUUCACCUACUACUAAUUCAGCAAUGACUGAUGAUGGAGAUAACUUUCCCGUCAGUGGGACCACAAAUGCAGAAUCUGAUGUGGGAAAAUCUCGGGAAGCUGAGCACUUAGUAGAGUUUCUUGGAAAAGUUCUACAACAGGUGCAUUUCACUUCUACUUGUGCUUCCCUAACUCAAAUAUGUGUAUACUUUGUAGUAAAUAUGCACCUUUCACCCAUAACCUUGUUUCUCUUUAUAGACUUAUGA
Molecule: messenger RNA, 2199 nt
Organism: Rosa rugosa (rugosa rose)
Lineage: Eukaryota; Viridiplantae; Streptophyta; Magnoliopsida; Rosales; Rosaceae
Exons: 16
Coding region: 1-2199 (732 amino acids)
Molecular function (GO): protein binding; nucleic acid binding; RNA-DNA hybrid ribonuclease activity
Source: RefSeq, a predicted model, not a curated record